AUGCCUCUUCCUGACCGGAUGUACUGCUCUCAGCAGAUCAACAUCCCUCCCGAGCUGCCGGACAUCCUCAAACAGUUCACUAAAGCUGCUAUUCGGACACAGCCUCCAGAUGUGCUGCAGUGGUCUGCUGCCUAUUUCACAGCUCUUUCUGAAGGUCAGCCUCUUCCAGUCAAAGAGAGGCUGGAAAUAUCUGCAGAAAGACAGAAGACUGACCACACGCUCACUCCAGGGCUCCUCAAAGUGCUUCAUAAACAGCUUUCAUCCAAGGAGAAUGUUGGUAGAGAAGAGUUAGAGCAGAAGUGGAAAGGUCUGUGUCUUCCAGCCGAACAGCUGGACACCCUGCUCGCUCUCGGGAACUUCAGCACGCAGGUCCACUGGAUGCACUUCUUCGCUCUCGCGUGCAGCGCUUUGGGUGGAACGAUUAUCAGUGCUCUGAAGGUUGCGUGUGAAAUCCUGAGUGAAGACCCUGAGGGAGCAGCGGCUCGAAUCUCCUUCAACACCUUCAUCAGCCUCUACACGUAUCUGACCCAGCUGGACGGAGACAUUCCUCAGGACGAGAUUGACCGCUUCCUGUUCAGCCUGCAGGAGGCUGUGACACGGCGAGGUGGGAUGGUCCAGCCGGCUGAUUUCACUGACCUCGAUGUGUAGAGGUGCGAGAGAACAGAUGGCUUUCAGAUCCUCUCUUCAGCCUAGGCUUUAACUGUCUUAUAUAACUGCACUAAUGAUGAAGCACCAUUCAACCUUUAACCCUAUAAAGCCUGGGCAUGUUUCAGUAAACGUAUUCGAGUUCUCAGCUUGUUAAUUCCACUGAUUAGCAAUACACACAAUAAAAGACAGAAAUGAUGUGGAAAACGAUUCUGUGAAAUCAGCAAAAACACAAAAAACAAUACAAAAAUAAAACACAUAAUGGUCUGCAGGGUCAUGUGAUGCAGCACUGUGAUGUUUUUUUAUCUCUAAACACAUGACCCUGAUGUUUUAUUCCUCUUAUACCACAGCAAUUUGGCAACAAUUACUGUGUUUGAUUUUUUAAAGAAUCAUGAAAUAAGUUACUUCCUGUCACUGAUAUUAUACACUAUAUUGCCAAAAAUUUUGGGACAUUUCAGGUGUUGUUUUUCAGGGGUUGGACU
Messenger RNA from Hemibagrus wyckioides, 1127 nucleotides. RefSeq names its product rhophilin associated tail protein 1-like (gene ropn1l). Lineage: Eukaryota; Metazoa; Chordata; Actinopteri; Siluriformes; Bagridae. The transcript has 5 exons. Bases 1 to 648 code for a protein of 215 amino acids. The record is from RefSeq and is a predicted model, not a curated record.